Messenger RNA from Gossypium raimondii (Peruvian cotton), 1263 nucleotides. RefSeq lists its product as uncharacterized. The transcript is spliced from 5 exons. Gene Ontology annotation, biological process: regulation of flower development. NCBI's taxonomy places the organism in Eukaryota, Viridiplantae, Streptophyta, Magnoliopsida, Malvales, Malvaceae. Gene Ontology annotation, cellular component: nucleus. The annotation marks the transcript as partial. Gene Ontology annotation, molecular function: protein binding. The record is from RefSeq and is a predicted model, not a curated record.
AUUUUUGUUUUUAUUGUUCUAUAUUUUCAGGACGAUAUAUCGAGCCCUCUUAGUGGUCCGAUUUUCUAUUUUUCCGACGCUGAUUUAUUCUCCGACGCCGGCCUGCAAAGCUCGGAGGUCACUUCGUCUAAUUGUUGCUUCGACGAAAGCUCUAACUACAACGAUAAGCUCACCAGCAUGCCACCAUCAGGGACUCCCACUGCCACCAACACCACCACCGCCAAUGCCGCCGCCACCACUGACACCGACAACACCACCCCCAUCCCCACCACCAACGAUAACAACAACAAUCUCUCCAUAAUUUUCGACUCGCCGGACGAGAUCGACAACGACAUUUCAGCUUCCAUAGACUUCUCUCAAUGUCAAUCCCCUUCUUUUUCAGUUCCUCCCUUUUUAACUCAACAAGAUCAUCACCAAUUCGACCUUCCUUUAGUGCAAUCUCAAAUCCAGUUACCCGCCGAAGUUGUCGACGGGCUCUCCCAAUACGGAGGCGGUGAUCAUUUUCAUCAUCAAGGCUUUGUUGCGGCGGGAGCUCCUCUUAUGGGUCCGCCGCCGCCGUUUCCGUCCGUAUUCGAUGAUGAUUGCUUGUCUUCGAUGCCUUCUUACGUGCCUUUAAACCCUUCAUCUCCUUCUUGCUCUUUUCUUGCUCCUUCAAUGGCUGCGCCUUUCAUGCCGACGAAUGCUUUGACUGCCGAUCAUAAUUCUGGGAUUUUCGCCGCCGGGACCAUUCUUACGGCUCCUCAUGAGAUGUUACCACAAGACUUGGAAUUUCAAGGUGAUACUGGUGGAAUUUUCUGCCCGGAUUCCAUGCAACGGAUUCUUAAACCCGGAGAUUUACAGGGACUGAGCUGUGAGAAUCAACAACUGGUUGGAGGAGCAAUGUGCUCAACACCAUUACCUACAGAGAUGUCAAGUUUAGAAGAUUCAACAUUCAACAAAGUUGGGAAACUCUCUGUUGAACAAAGAAAAGAAAAGAUCCUUAGGUACAUGAAGAAACGUAAUGAAAGGAACUUCAGCAAGAAAAUCAAGUAUGCAUGCCGCAAGACAUUAGCUGAUAGCCGACCUCGAGUGAGAGGAAGAUUUGCUAAAAAUGAUGAUUUUGGUGAAACCCAAAGGCAAGCUUCUAUCAAUCAUGAAUAUGAUGAUGAUGACCAAGUGGUUGUGAAAGAAGAGGAAGACAUGGUUCAUUCCUCAGACAUUUUUACUCAUAUCAAUGGUGUCAACUCUUUCGAAUGCAACUAUUCAAUUCAGUCAUGGAUUUAA